Malassezia globosa CBS 7966 is the source of this 2130-nucleotide messenger RNA. RefSeq lists its product as uncharacterized. Lineage: Eukaryota; Fungi; Basidiomycota; Malasseziomycetes; Malasseziales; Malasseziaceae. Gene Ontology annotation, cellular component: cytosol; nuclear envelope. Bases 1 to 2130 code for a protein of 709 amino acids. The record is from RefSeq and is a predicted model, not a curated record. Gene Ontology annotation, biological process: protein import into nucleus. The transcript has a single exon.
AUGUACAUGGCGAAAGACACGUAUACCGAAACUGUCGAGAAAAUUACAGCACACUACCUACCGACAUGGCUGCAAGGCAUGCAAGUGCUUCUGGAGGCCUUCAUAUACAAUGCUAGUGCUGAAGCGGCGUUGGAACGAUUCGUGUGGGAAGAGGUGGGCCUCAAGCACCAGAUCGUCAGCUUCCUCGGCACAGCGUCACACUUUACUUCGAUUUUUCAAGCAUAUGCGCCAGCACUCGUGCAGUUGGUUGUGUCGAACUUACGAGCAUACGUUCCGUUGUUUAUUGCAUCAGAACUACAACGCAGUGUCUUGCCGCCAUUAAUGCUAGAUGGCGAUUCGGACGUAUUGUGCACAGUGCCUGCUUUGGCCGAAAGCUGCCUCCUCUUCUUGAUGCGGCAGCUUCGUUCCAAGACGAUGCGACAAAUCUGUGUGCGCGACGGCAUUGGUGGCGAUGGGAUCGCCACCGACAUGUUGAAUGAAAUUCUGUUGCUGAUGCGAACAUAUGCACAAGCUACACGCGAGGAUAUCGAGACGUGGGAUUCAGACGUUGAUGUGUAUGUGGAGCAGGAUGAUGCCGACAAUGUCCAAGCGGGACUUCGGCCAACUACGGCUGAUCUGAUGGAGUCAAUGCUCGAUACUUUUCCGCUGCCAGUACUCCGACUUUGUCGCGCGUGGGUCGAUGAACCGUUAUUGAACGGGAAUGACUCUGUGCGUGUAGACGAGAUGGACGUUGAGACAGCAUGGGUUCCGCUAGAAGCCAAGCUUUGGCUACUGGGAUCGACGCAUGAGGCCGUUAGUGAGGUUCUUCUAGAUCGGGAAGAGCCGGACUUUCUUUCGAUUCCUAACAUGCUCGAACGACUCGUCCUGCCGAAUGUGUCGAUGCACGCGCCAGCGUACCUGUGUGGACGAUGUUUUAUUGUUUCGUCGCAGUAUGUGGAGGCACUGCCUGAGGACGUAGCACGCAAGAUUUUUCUAGCUGCGAUGGAGACGAUCCAUGCGCCUGAUGAGCUUGUGAGCCUGCAGGUGAAACUGUCGGCAGUGAGAGCGAUUUGCAAUAUUCAACGGGAGAAGCCAGAGGUGACAAAGCAUGAUGGAGGCACUGUGCUGAAGCAGUUUGGCGGCUUGCUUCCAAAUGCCACGCAUUCGACGCUCGUGUUGAUCCUUGAAACCAUCGAGGCAUUCAUUCCCCAACGUACAACGACGAGCGACCUAGAUCUAGCGACGCUCAUACACACGGUGCAUGCCGUGCUGAAAGUGUGGUACUCGCACACGAUGGACCCCAGUGUAGAGCUGUCUGUGUCGUAUGUGCUGCAGACGCUUGUACAGUGUCCUAUUGCAGGAUGCCGUGAACAUACAGUCAGGGUCUGCUUGGAAGCUCUUGCACCAUGCUUGGCAGUGGAGCAAGAAGAGGUGAGUCUUGCACCUAGUGCAGCAGCGAUGAUCCGCAGCGUGCUCCAAGUAGCUGAUGCCGCGUCACUUUCGCCUGUGGUUCCGACGCUGUUCCCGCGCGUUGCCGCUUAUAUGCUAGUGGCAGAUGACGUGGAGGCGAUGCAGAACUUGAUCCAGAGUCUCGUGAUGAUCCUAGACAAGUGCCCGGAGACCGUGUUGGCAUGCAGCGAUGAACGCGGUGUGGCAGCCAUUCAAGUCAUGCUGCAUAUCAUCGAGCGGGUUCUGUGUAUGGACGAGCAGAUGUGUGGUAAUGCACUGGGCAAAUUCCUUGUAACAAUCUUUGUACAAGCAGGGCAACAGCUUGCUCCUGUUAUGGCGGCCUUGCUGCAUGCGCUUGUCGCAAAACUCGCGCAUGCGACGACGUCGGAAUGUGCAUGGACACUAUUGUAUGCACUGGCAUUCCUGAUGGCGCAUCACGCCGAUGCAGUCGUGAAGCAACUUGACUCGACGGACAUGGACCGCGGCGAGUCCGCACUUGUGCUAUUUGUGAGGCGGUGGCUUGCAGAUGUGGGAUAUGUGACGACGCCGGACGUGAUGCGUGUACACAUCCAGGGCCUUGUUCAGUUAUUUAUGCAUUGGACGCCGAGCCUAGAAGCCUUGUACGUGGACGGGGAUGUACUUCCUGCACCAGAUGAUCGGAUUAUGACACGAUCGCGUGCCAAAUCUCGUAAGUAUGCUUAG